Messenger RNA from Phragmites australis (common reed), 1246 nucleotides. Its product is annotated as purple acid phosphatase 4-like. Gene Ontology annotation, molecular function: ferric iron binding; acid phosphatase activity; ferrous iron binding. The transcript has 7 exons. Bases 92 to 1051 code for a protein of 319 amino acids. Lineage: Eukaryota; Viridiplantae; Streptophyta; Magnoliopsida; Poales; Poaceae. The record is from RefSeq and is a predicted model, not a curated record.
AUCGCCUCCUCGAUCCUGUGGUCUCUCCUCAAGCGAUCGCCGAUCCGAUUUGCCGGCCGCCGUGGUGAGGACUGGUGUGGUUGCUCGGGCAAUGGCAACGGUUGCACUUGUGCUGGCGGCGCUGCUUCUCGUGCCGGCAGGCGCUGAGCUGACGCGGGUGGAGCACGCACCCAAGGCCGAGGGGUCGCUCGCCAUCCUUGCCGUCGGCGACUGGGGGCGGCGUGGGCAGUUCAACCAGACCCUGGUUGCCGAGCAGAUGGGAGUGGUAGGGGAGAAGCUGGAUAUCGACUUCGUCAUCUCCACCGGUGACAAUAUCUAUGACGAUGGCAUCGCCAACACCAGCGACCCGCUCUUCAAGGAGUCCUUCAGCAACAUCUACACCGCCCAGAGCCUCCAGACGCCUUGGUACAUCGUCCUUGGCAACCAUGACUACACAGGCAACGCGCUGGCGCAGCAAGACGCUGCCAUUCGCGAAGUGGACAGCCGGUACCUCUCUAUUGCGAAGUCCUUCAUCGUCAAUUCAGAAAUCGCGGACUUCUUCCUUGUUGACACGACGCCGUUUUACCUUAAGUACUGGAACAGCACCAAGUACGAUUGGAGAGAGGUUUCUCCUCGCGACACCUACAUCGAAAAUCUCCUCAAGGAUCUGGACGACGCAUUGACUCAAUCCGAGGCGGCCUGGAAGAUCGUCGUCGGUCACCACCCGAUCAGCAGUGGCUGCGAGCACGGAAACACCACUGAGCUCGAGCAAUUACUUCGACCAGUCCUCGAGGCGCACGAGGUUGACAUGUACGUGAACGGCCAUGACCACUGCCUGCAGCGCAUCAGCAGCAGAGACAGCCCUCUUGAGUUUCUGACAAGUGGCGGCGGGUCCAAGGCGUGGGCGGGAAAGUUCAAGGCCACCUCUGACAAGGUGGAGUUCCUCUACGACGGGCAGGGGUUCAUGUCGAUUCAGCUCAGCAAGACGGAGGCGCACUUCGCCUUCUACGAUGUCGCCGGCAGCGUUCUGCACAGCUGGGACGUCACCAAGACUGCAGAAGCUAGGUACUAGCUAGCUGGCCUAGCUUCUAGCAUUAUUUGCAGGCAGCAGACUGAGUUAAUUAAUCAGGGGAUUAUUAAUUGUUUAAUUUGUGUCAACUGGCCGGAAGCAGUUGUUGUUAUUUUGUGCGUUGUUGUUUCAUAGUAUGUUGAAGCAACUUUCCGAUUAAAUUUAGCCAAUUUGUACGAAUAAACAAUGUUACUUUAA